AUUCUAUUUGUGUAAGAUCGUUGUAUACAUACAAUUGACUCCUGGAUUUUGGAUUGAAUAUUAAUGAAGUGUUGGUGAUUAGUUGACAUAUGCUGUUGAUAUAGCUCUUGUUUUUUUUUUUUAAAGUAGGUCAGGAGAUAAAUGAAUUUACCUUCUAUUUUCCACCUGAGUAGAACUGAAACGAGCUGAAUGUCUGAAGAGAUAAUUAGUUUCUCCACACUUUAAGUUAAAUGGAUUUUUGUGUAUUGACACCCAAAGGAAAAGUUGAAUGCAUUUAAGUUGAUGUGUUGGGAGUAAUUGAGUGAGAAAAAGACUCUUGGUGUUUAUCUGAUGUAUGGUGAUCCACUGAGACUGUCAAUAUUGACAAAUUUGUAGACACCUGGUAGACGUUAGCCGCAAAUUGACUUACCUGUGUUAAAAAUCAUCAUGUGGACAUAAGUAUCAAUAACAGCAUACCUGUCCUAACUUGGCCACAGAAAUUUACAACCCAUGUGUAGCAAAGAUGACAUCUUGAUAUUAGUUAAAUAUUUCACCGCACUUGACCCCAUUUGUUAAAGAAAAUAUACCUGGUAAAAUAGAUACAUUAGCUGAAGAGAGACACACCUGUGAAACUGGGAUUCUUUUACCUGACACAUUUUUACUCUGUUUUUAUUCAAAUUUUGUGUCAGCUUCAUAUUUUGUGUAAAUUUGCCAGUGGUGAAACAUAAUGUGGUGAUGAUGUAAUGGUUUCUUUUUUAUUAUCCAAUUUGCUAUUGAUUUUGAGUUAACUAGUGCUGCAUGAAAGGACAAGCAGAAAACCAAAUUUACAUUGACUUGGGAUCAUAGUUUGGACUUUCAUGAAAUUUGUGGUUUGUUGAGAGGAAUCUUUCAUACAGCAAUAAGCUACAAUGGCCAAUCGUCGUAAUAACCCCGGAUUUUUCCGACUCCAGUCUUUAGGGGAGAAUACUGAGAGUGAUUUGUUUCAGAGACGACGCCUUCAUUACGAUGACCCGUUACCAGAGAGAAAUUUUUACGGUGCCACAAAUGGCAUACCUGGGGUGAUGCCACUGGACAGCAGCAACAUGUCCUAUGGAAAUGGGGCAUUAUGCCACAGGUGUCACGAGGGAUUUGGAGCGAAUGAGGAAAUUGUCAACUCCAACGGGGAAAUGUGGCACACACAGUGCUUCGUAAGCAGAAAAGCAAGGCCAGCCCCGGGUUUUACAUGCUCUAAAUGUCAGGAGACACUGUCUCCUUGGGAACAGAUGGUGAAUUUUAACGGUCAGGUGUGGCAUACUACCUGUUUUGUCUGUGCCCAGUGUUUCCAACCAUUUCCAGAGGGUGUGUUUUAUGAGUUUGAAGGAAGGAAGUACUGUGAGCAUGACUUUCAUGUCCUGUUUGCGCCAUGCUGCGGAAAGUGCUAUGAAUAUACUUAUUCAAUUUUUCUUUUUACAUAAAGCUUAUCAAAUUGUUUCCGCUGUGAAAUCUGUAUGGCUCCACUGGCUGAUGAGGGCUUUGUCAAGAAUGCUGGAAGAGCCCUAUGUCGAGAAUGCAAUGCCAAAGAGAAAGCCAAGGGUCUGGGCAAAUAUGUAUGCCACAAAUGCCAUGCCAUCAUUGAUUCUGGACACAUCAAGUUCCGGGGAGAGGCCUACCAUCCUUAUCACUUUAACUGCAGCUCUUGUGGUUCAGAGCUAAAUGCAGAUGCCAGGGAGAAGUCGGGAGAACUGUAUUGUCUACGCUGUCACGAUAAAAUGGGAAUCCCUAUCUGUGGGGCAUGCAGACGUCCUAUUGAAGAGAGAGUUGUACAUGCAUUGGGGAAGGCUUGGCAUGUAGAGCAUUUUGUGUGUGCUAAAUGUGAACGUCCAUUUUUUGGAACUCGUCACUAUGAAAAGAAGGGACUGGCCUACUGUGAAACUCAUUACCAUCAGCUGUUUGGAAAUAUUUGCUUUGUUUGCAACAAUGUAGUCACAGGAGUAAUGUUUGGUGCCUUUAACAAGUCCUGGUGUGUAGGCCAUUUUGCAUGUUCUAUCUGCGACAGAAAAAUGAGUCACAAAACCAAGUUCUUUGAAUUUGAUCUGAAGCCUGUGUGCCGUGUAUGUCAUGAAAAGUUUCCUGGGGAACUUAAGAAACGACUGAAGAAAUACCACGAAGAGGUCUCCAAGAAGCAGAUCAUGGCCAAUAGCUAGAUAUUUAUUUAAUUAAUUGUGGAAUAAAAGUCAGCAUUAUCAGAGAAUGACUAGAAAAACAGAGUAAAGCAGAGUGGAGGAAUUAUAAACGGGAGAUGUUAAAGGAGAGAUGUGUAGAUUAAUGAAAAAAAGAAAACAGAUUUUUCUUUUCUUAAUUUUGAAUUCGACCUAUUUCCGUCAAAAUUUUUUAUCAAAUUUUUUUUCUAGUAUAAAGGGAAACAAGAUUACUUGUAAUGUACCUGUAGAACUAAGUAAAACAACAAUGUUUUGUCCAUUUGAUUUCAAGUUGAUGUUAAAUUUAAAGAUAUGCUGGAAGAACUUUUUAAAGAUGAAAUAUGUUUGACUGCUGUUUUUAUACUCAAUUUUGCUUUUUCAUUUAUAGCAAUAAUUAAAAUGAAUGAAAAAUAUUUAGCUUAUUAGAAACUUUGAAAAACCAUCGUAAUAGGAAAACGGUGAACAGGAAAAGUGCCAUUAGAGUCUCUGAAAUUAGCUGUUUUAAACAUUUAUAGUGUGAGUAUAUUUUUUUGAAUGUUGCACAAUAAACAUGUAAAUUCAUUAUUAGGAAAAAGUUUUUCAGAAAAACACCUAUUGGACAGGAAAUUCACAGAUAGAUAUAAUUUGUUAAAAAUUUUUGUGGAAUUGUUUCAUAUAAAUACAGCUGCUGUAAAUCAAAGAAAGUUAAAUGGUCAGUCUUUUAACUCUGUGGUAGAUUUCCUGUUACAUGGUUUGGCUGGUUUUUGCAUGACUUAGUGGCUUACAGGGUUUAGUUUGUGCAUUGUUAUGUUAAUGUAUACCACAAUUCAUUACGGUGAUGUUUUUGUAUUUUUUUUUUCUCGGUAAAUUGUUUUGUUGACAACAAAAUGACUCAGUGGAUUAAAGAAACAUUUUACUGGAAUACAAUGAAAUGCUGUAGAUUUCUAAAUAUAUGCGUGGAAUUAAUUAUCGCUUAAUUUCGCAAGAAGGACCACACGCCAAAUAAAAUUACUCGCCUUUAUUUUUAUCAUGCUGAAAUCUCUAAAAAAUAUCUUGAUCAAUCGACCAUUCGCGAAUUAUUAUUCUCGCUGUUUGACGUUGAAUAGCCUAUUCGCAAUAAUAAGUACUCGCAAAUAAUAAGGAAUCUACAGUAGGAAAUAUAGUAAAUUAGAAAUCUUUCCUUGUAGUUGUUACUGAGAUCAAGUUUGAUAUCUUAUGAUCUGCUUUGACAAUCUUCAGUUGUUAAUGAUAUCUAAAGAUUAAUUUAAAAUAUAUUUUCAUGUAAGGAAAUCUGGAAUAUAAAUGUGUUGAUCUCUUUUAAUAUUAAAUUUUGUCAUGUGCUUUACAUAGACCAUUUUUUGCAAUAGUUUUAUGAAUUUGAUUCUGAGUUAAUGAUACCAUUAUUUGUGCUUCCAUGUUAAAAAGAUUUGUCAUUGCUUUUUCAAAAAGAACUCCAAAUUGCAUUUUGUAUUUAAAUAUUAUUAGAUUUUGAGCUUAUUACAAAGAGAGACAACUCUGUCACAUUUAUACAUUUUUAUGAGUUGUAUAUCAUUUUCUCAGAAAACUGCUGGUCUUUAAAACCUUUUAUUUAGUUUGCUUACCUGUUUACUUUUAGAUGUAUUUUUAUUACCAUAAUAAUAGCUUCUAUGCAUGAUUAAUGUCUGUGAUUGUGUAAAUAGUGAUUUAUAAUGUUUGUGUAUAUAUGUGUAUGAAUGUCUAUUUAUGAAAUAUACUUGAUAGACUUA
Molecule: messenger RNA, 3880 nt
Organism: Saccostrea cuccullata (small rock oyster)
Lineage: Eukaryota; Metazoa; Mollusca; Bivalvia; Ostreida; Ostreidae
Product: LIM and senescent cell antigen-like-containing domain protein 1
Exons: 14
Biological process (GO): positive regulation of integrin-mediated signaling pathway; positive regulation of substrate adhesion-dependent cell spreading; cell-cell adhesion
Cellular component (GO): focal adhesion; cell-cell junction; cytoplasm
Source: RefSeq, a predicted model, not a curated record